Drosophila elegans is the source of this 560-nucleotide messenger RNA. Its product is annotated as histidine-rich glycoprotein. The coding region runs from base 85 to 423 and encodes 112 amino acids. The record is from RefSeq and is a predicted model, not a curated record. The transcript is spliced from 3 exons. NCBI's taxonomy places the organism in Eukaryota, Metazoa, Arthropoda, Insecta, Diptera, Drosophilidae.
CCUGUGGUUAUCAGUCAUCACCUGACAGUGCUUCGGUUUUUGUAUCGCCUUUCGUGCAGAAGAGUUCAGCUCAGCCAAUCAACAAUGUCCGCCCUGAAAGUUUUCAUCUUCGUCGCCCUCUUCGCCGUGGCCUACUGCGCCCCCAGUCCCGGCUUCUUUGGCAAACACGAGCACCACACCAUUCACGUGCCGUACAAGGUGCACACGGUGCAUCACCACCACGUCCAGAAGGUCCACGUUCCGGUGGUGAAGCAUGUGCCAGUGCCCAUCUACAAGGAGGUUCCCGUCCAUCACGUCCACCACGAGGAGAUCCCGGUGCCGGUGCACCACGUCCAUCACGAGGAGGUGCCCAUCCACCAUGUGUUCGAUGACCACCACGAUCACCACGGCUGGAGCUCCCACCACGGACACGGCUGGCUGUAAGCCGACCGUUUGCUUGAUUGUCCGUCAACCCACCCACUCAGUCAGCCAGUUCAAUUAAAAAACCUGCCUGUAAAUAUUGUACAAUGCCUAAGUUAAUGAAUGUAAAUAAAAUCACAAUUCGACUGUACACAGAAAAA